Messenger RNA from Cornus florida, 3799 nucleotides. Its product is annotated as DNA mismatch repair protein MSH7. Bases 199 to 3531 code for a protein of 1110 amino acids. Gene Ontology annotation, cellular component: nucleus; MutSalpha complex. Gene Ontology annotation, biological process: mismatch repair. The record is from RefSeq and is a predicted model, not a curated record. The transcript has 17 exons. Gene Ontology annotation, molecular function: ATP binding; ATP-dependent DNA damage sensor activity; mismatched DNA binding. Lineage: Eukaryota; Viridiplantae; Streptophyta; Magnoliopsida; Cornales; Cornaceae.
CCAAAAUUCAAAUCGUCGAGAUGUUUCGACUUAUACCCAUAAUCACAGUCACAAAUGUUUUGCCAAUCACAAAAAAAAUCUAACAAAAAAAUGGCGCCAAAUCUCGAUCUUCCCUCCAGCACUUAACACCUCUCUCUCGCUGUAGUCUCGGAGUUAAGCUCGUUCCUUCUCUCUCUGUAUCUCUCCGACAAUCAAACAAUGCAGCGUCAGAAAUCUAUUCUAUCCUUUCUUCAGAAACCCUCGCCGGAGAACCAAAAGUCCGGCGGAAACACGUUCAACGGUCCGCAACUCCAUCAGUUCCCGGCGAAGCAACAGAAUCAAAACGCCGCCGUCGCCAAUCGACCUAUCGUCUCAUCUGCGGUAGAUUCAUGUGCUGAAAUCAGAGGAACCGACACCCCUCCGGAGAAGGUGCCACGUCAGAUUUUCCCUCCAAGCCUUACGGCAAAUGACGACGGCGUAAACAAACCUUCGCUGUUCUCGAGUAUAAAGCAUAAGUUCCUGAAGGAUGAUGAUAGGGAAAAGUGUCGUGAUAGGAACAAGACAAAUGGUGGUUCCGUUAAUGUUUGCUCAGUUUCUAGUAAAUUUAUUAGUCAUGAAGGAUUACAUAAUGAAGGUGUCAUUUCUGAACAUCCUGGAAAGGAAAUUUUUUCCAAUUUCAACAGAACAGUUGAUCAGGGGAAUAAAGGGUGUCCCUUUCUUAUAGAAAUUGAUGAUGAUAUUCUUGGACCAGAAACACCGGGUGUGCGACCUCUUGUACCACGUUUGAAGCGUGUUCAAGAGGCUAAUUGCAAUUUUGAGCUUAAAAGUGAUUGUUCCUUGCUGGGUUCUAGCAAAAGGGUGAAACUUCUGCAGGAUUCAGAGGUGGGAAAGAAGAACCAUGAGGAGUUAUCUGGGACAACCAGUAAGUUUGAAUGGCUUGAUCCUUCUAGAAUCAGGGAUGCUAAUGGAAGAAGGCCCAAUGAUGCUCUUUAUGACAAGAGGACACUUUAUAUACCACCAGAUGCUUUGAGAAAAUUGUCAACAACUCAAAAGCAAUAUUGGAACGUUAAAUGUCAAUAUAUGGAUACUGUUAUCUUCUUCAAAGUGGGAAAAUUCUAUGAGCUCUAUGAACUAGAUGCUGAAAUUGGCCAUAAGGAGCUUGACUGGAAAAUGACAAUGAGUGGUGUGGGAAAAUGUCGUCAGGUUGGUAUCUCUGAGAGUGGGAUUGACGAGGCUAUUCAGAAGUUGAUUGCUCGCGGGUAUAAAGUUGGACGGAUGGAGCAAUUGGAGACAUCUGAACAAGCAAAAGCCAGAGGUUCUACUUCUGUUAUUCAAAGAAAAUUAGUUCAUGUACUCACACCAUCAACCACAAUCGAUGGUAACAUUGGACCUGAUGCUGUUCAUCUUCUUGCUAUAAAAGAGGGUGAUUGUGGGCUGGAGAAUGGUUCGACUGCUUACGGUUUUGCUUUUGUUGAUUGUGCUGCUUUAAAAUUUUGGGUCGGUUCCAUUAGUGAUGACGCUUCUUGUGCAGCUUUGGGUGCUUUGUUGAUGCAAGUUUCACCUAAGGAAGUUAUAUAUGAAUGUCGAGGGCUGUCUAAAGAAGCUCAGAAAGCGCUAAAAAAGUAUUCACUGACAGGUUCUACUGCAACACAAUUGACUCCAAUGCAACCUGCCACUGAUUUUGUGGAUGCUUCAGAAGUUAGAAAUCUGAUUCAGUCAAAGGGAUACUUCAAAAAAUCUUGUAGUGCGUGGAAUAAUGCACUUGAUGGUGUUAUGCACCAUGACCUUGCAUUAUGUGCUCUUGGUGGACUUAUUAGCCAUUUAUCCAGGUUAAUGUUAGAUGAUGCUUUACAUAAUGGAGAUAUUCUACUGUACCAAGUCUACAGGGGUUGUCUCAGAAUGGAUGGACAGACAUUUGUCAAUCUGGAGAUUUUCAGUAAUAAUGCUGAUGGUGGUCCAGCUGGUACAUUGUACAAAUUUCUAGAUAACUGUAUGACUUCUUCUGGAAAACGGCUUUUAAGGACCUGGAUCUGUCAUCCACUUAAAGAUGUCGAAGAAAUUAACCUUAGGCUUAAUGCUGUUGAGGAAUUAAUGACACAUUCAGAAACUAUGUUGCUUGUUGCUCAAUAUCUUCGCAAGCUUCCAGACUUAGAAAGGUUGCUUGGACGGGUUAAGGCUAGCAUUCAGUCAUCUGCUUCACUCUUACUGCCGUUGAUUGGCAAAAAAGUACUGAAACAGCGAGUGAAAGUAUUUGGAUCUCUUGUUAAAGGCAUGCGUGUUGGAAUUUAUUUGUUAAGUCUAUUACAGAAGGAAGGCCACGUGAUCUCAUCAUUAUUAAAAAUUUUAAACCUUCCAAUGCUCAGUGGUACUGAUGGGCUCAAUAAAUUCCUUGAGCAAUUAGAAGCAGCUGUAGAUAGUGACUUCCCCAGUUACCAGGACCAUGAUGUAAUGGACUCGGAUGCUGAAAUACUUGCAGUUCUAACUGAGUUGUUUAUUGAGAAGGCAGCUCAAUGGUCUCAAAUCAUUUAUGCCAUAAAUUGUAUUGAUGUACUAAGGUCAUUUGCAGUCACUGCAAAUUUUUCAUGUGGAGCCAUGUGCAGACCAGUUAUUUUGCCUCAUACAAAUUCCAUGACAUUUUGCCAAGAGACCAGUGGACCAAUACUUAAAAUCAAAGGGCUGUGGCAUCCAUUUGCCCUCGGAGAGAAUGGAGGUCUACCCGUUCCAAAUGACAUAUGCCUUGGAGAGGAUACAGAUGGCUAUCAUCCCCGCACUUUGCUUUUGACUGGACCAAAUAUGGGGGGAAAAUCAACCCUUCUACGUACCACUUGUCUAGCUGUUAUACUGGCACAGCUUGGCUGUUAUGUGCCCUGUGAGAUGUGUGUCCUCUCAGUUGUGGAUAUCAUUUUUACACGGCUUGGUGCAACUGAUCGAAUCAUGACAGGCGAGAGUACUUUCUUUAUUGAGUGUACAGAAACUGCAUCAGUUCUUCAAAAUGCCACUCAAGAUUCCCUGGUUCUUCUUGAUGAAUUGGGUCGAGGAACGAGCACUUUUGAUGGAUAUGCCAUUGCAUAUGCAGUAUUCCGUCAUCUUGUUGAAAAGGUCAAUUGCCGGUUAUUAUUUGCAACACAUUACCACCCUCUGACAAAGGAGUUUGCUUCUCACCCUCAUGUUACCCUGCAACACAUGGCCUGCACUUUCAAGUUGAAAUCUGAGAACUUACCUCAAGGUGACCAGGAGUUGGUUUUCCUGUAUCGGCUGACCUCUGGAGCAUGCCCAGAGAGUUACGGAAUGCAAGUGGCACUCAUGGCUGGGAUCCCAAAACAGGUGGUUGAAAUUGCAUCAAGGGCUAGCCAAGUGAUGAAAAGAUCGAUUGGAGAAAACUUCAGGUCAAGCGAACAGAGGUCUGAGUUCUCAACUCUUCAUGAAGAGUGGUUGAAGGGCCUAUUAAAUGUCGUAAAGCUAGGAGAAUGUAACUUGGAUGAUGAUGAUGCGUGUGAUACACUGUUUUGCUUGUGGCACGAGCUAAAAAGCUCUUAUCAAUAUGGUAAAUGAAAGUAGAGCUUGCCAUCAGAUUUCAUUGUAGAAUUAGGAUGGUUAGAAAAAGUUUGAGAUGAUUAUCAGUUUUCCUUUGGAAGAAAGUUCAAUGGCAGAUCCUGUAUUGUGUACAUCUCAUCAACAAUUACAUAUUUUGUCAACAAUGAUCUGGGAGGUUAAUGUUAUAUUUAAAACCAAGUGGAUGACCUGUUAUUUAGGCAAUUUACCGGAGAGGUAAGUGUAAAACACAAUGAAAAUUGUUGAUGGAAAUUGGGUUUUUUUUUUU